AUGGCGGUACUACAAGUGCUGUCCGACCAUGGCUUUACUUUCGGGGCUGUCUUCCUCGUCAUCUACGUGAUUUUCAAGAUAAAAGCCGCCUUCUUCGGGCCACUUUCAAAAAUUCCUGGUCCCUUCAUAGGACGAUGGACACCUAUAGUACUAAAGUACUACACCUUAUCGGGACGCCGCAUUCAAUAUAUCGACUCUCUCUUCACUAAAUAUGGCCCUGUAGUUCGUGUAAGUCCUACUACAGUCGGCAUCAAUCACCCCGAUUCAGUCAAGGUCAUUCAAAAGGUAGCAGGCGGUUUCAGCAAGUCUUCAUGGUACGACAAAACCGGCCCUGGAAUGCUUGGAAUGAGAGAUCGUGAGAAGCACUCCCGUCGUCGUAGACUGCUUGCGCACCCCUUGAGCAACUCUUCUCUACCGGCUUUUGAACAACUCAUCUGGGCCAAGGUAGAUCUAGCCAUGGAUCAGAUGGAGAAGGAAUACAGAAAUCUGGGAUACACCGACAUUCACAAAUGGUCGAGCUUGAUGGCAACUGACAUAAUUGGUGACUUGACCUUUGGAAGCUCGUUCCGGAUGUUGGAACAAGGCAAGAGAAACCAGUACGUUGAAGAUCUGCAGGCUGUUAUGCCUACGGUUCAUAAAAGAAUUGAGCUGGCGCCUUUCUUCGACCUCAUGUUUUUGCUUCCACUGCCACAGGUCAAAAAGUUCUCGGAGAGGUUUCAGAGAAUCAUUACAUAUGGGGCAGAGUCGAUCCAUCGACUGCAACUAGACCAAAAUUCAGGCUCGUUAACCACGCCCUUCUUUUUCGAAAAGAUAAUGAAUCCAAAGGACAAGGAAAACGCUUUGAGUGAUCUUGAAAUGCAGCAGGAGGCUGCUGAGCUUAUGAUCACCGGGACAGACACGACCUCAAAUACUCUAACCUAUCUAUUCUGGUCAGUGCUCAAGAACCCCGAUAUCAGGACAAAGCUUGAAGAAGAGGUUUCAACACUACCUGCGGACUUCAAAGAUGCCAAUCUUGUUAAGUUGCCAUAUUUGAAUGCUGUUGUACGAGAGUCUCUAAGGAUGUAUGGUGCUGCUUCCGGAUCCCAUGAAAGAGACGUUCCAAGCGGCGGAUGGGAGACCUGUGGCCACUUCAUUCCGAACACUGCAACCGUUUUCACACAGGCUUUCUCACUACACCGUCUUCCUGACGUGUUUAAAAGUCCUUACAGAUUUAACCCGGAUCGUUGGCUGAACCCUACUCCAGAGAUGGAGGAAGCUUACAUUCCUUUUGGAGGCGGGCCCCGAAUUUGCAUUGGUAUCCAUCUCGCUUAUAUGGAGCUUCGCGUCACCACGGCGGCAUUCUUCCGCAAGUUUCGCGGCGCUAGUGUUCAUCCGUCUCUGACCGAGGAUGAUAUGGAAUUGGAAAAUUACACUUUGAUCGCCCCAAAGUCCCAUAAAUGCUUAAUCAGCCUUUAG
This is a messenger RNA of Fusarium sp. VM40, 1455 nucleotides long. NCBI's taxonomy places the organism in Eukaryota, Fungi, Ascomycota, Sordariomycetes, Hypocreales, Nectriaceae. The record is from the annotation of a GenBank genome assembly.